This is a messenger RNA of Cannabis sativa, 979 nucleotides long. RefSeq lists its product as uncharacterized. The record is from RefSeq and is a predicted model, not a curated record. The coding region runs from base 197 to 481 and encodes 94 amino acids. NCBI's taxonomy places the organism in Eukaryota, Viridiplantae, Streptophyta, Magnoliopsida, Rosales, Cannabaceae. The transcript has 3 exons.
AUUCCCCUUUUAUAUAUCUCAAUCUUGUUCCUCUUCAAAUCCCACAACGAAAAUUUCAUUUCUCUUCUUCUUCUUCUUCUUCCUCACUUUUUAUUUUUCUUUGAAGUUAAAGUUAAAGAGCUAGAGAUAAAAAAAAUAAGAAAGAAAGAAGAAUAUUAAUACUACUUAAGAUCACAGACAAAUAUAUAGAGUGGUCAUGGGAGAUUCUUCAGCUUCAUACAUACACAUGGUGCAACACCUAAUAGAGAAGUGCCUGAUUUUUCGUAUGAGUAAAGAGGAAUGCAUGGAAGCCCUGUCCAAACAUGCAAAUAUCAAGCCUGUCAUCACAUCCACAGUGUGGAAUGAAUUAGAGAAAGAGAACAAAGAAUUCUUCGAGGCAUACACAGAAUCCCAAAGCAAAGAAGACAAAAUGUCUGAGGAAGAGACAAGCCAAAUGAUACAGAAAAUGAUUUCUGAUUCAUCCAAAGAUUCCGACGACUAAUAACACAUAUAUCAUAUAUAUAUGCCACUCGAAAACGAUCUCACCCUCUCUCUCUCUCUCUCUCUCUCUCUCUCUUGGUGCUCUGGUUGGUGAAUAUAUAUAUAUAUAUAUUAAAUUUCUCUACAUGUAAUUAUUAUCAUGACUCCAAGCCCAGCCAAAACCACAUCUACAGGGAGAGAUCAGUCAUCACAUGAAAAUUCAUACAAACAAGUUUCAUAUCAUCAUUAAUUAUUACGCGGUCCCCCUUAUUAUUAUGUAUGUUGCUUUUUUAUUACUCCUCUCUUUCGUAUGUACAUAUAUGAAUGUUUAAGUUUGACAGUGAAUUAAUUUUUUAUUUAUUAAAAAAUUAAUUAUCUAUACAGUUUUUUAUUUUUUUUUUAAAAUGUUCAAAUUAAUUGAUGUGUCACAUAAUAUACUAGAUAGGUAUUUCUUGGUUUAACAGAAUAUACUUAAAAGUAAAAGAAUAUUCUGUUAAAUUUAACGAUUAGUUUGAUCUCA